This is a messenger RNA of Arachis duranensis, 414 nucleotides long. RefSeq names its product 3beta-hydroxysteroid-dehydrogenase/decarboxylase-like. Lineage: Eukaryota; Viridiplantae; Streptophyta; Magnoliopsida; Fabales; Fabaceae. The record is from RefSeq and is a predicted model, not a curated record. Gene Ontology annotation, biological process: steroid biosynthetic process. The transcript has 4 exons. Gene Ontology annotation, molecular function: 3-beta-hydroxy-Delta5-steroid dehydrogenase (NAD+) activity. The coding region runs from base 1 to 414 and encodes 137 amino acids.
AUGGUUCCAAUAUAUACGAAAAUAAAUAAAGAGCUAAUUCAGAUAUAUUAUAUUGUUAACAGCUAUGGAAAUGCAAAUUCUGUAGUUCUCGAAGUGCAAGGUGCCAAGAAUGUCAUUAGUGCUGGUAGAGAAUGUAAAGUGAAACGCUUGAUUUAUAAUAGCUCUGUGGAUGUAGUCUUUGAUGGUUUCCAUGAUAUAUAUAAUGGAGAUGAAUCAUUGCCAUAUCCAUGCAAAGGGCUAGAGAAGAGAAGAAGACCAGCGGCAGAAGCAACCGUUGUCGCUGUCAUCGUUCAGGCCUUGAGGGUCAGAGAAGCUUCGUCGCUGUUUGCAGUCGUCGUCAUCGAGAGAGACGUCGUCACUGGGAGCCGAGAAGCAAUGCACCACCAUCGUGACUCUGAGGAUAGGGAGCAAUGA